Messenger RNA from Spea bombifrons (plains spadefoot toad), 2474 nucleotides. RefSeq names its product GRAM domain containing 1B (gene GRAMD1B). Gene Ontology annotation, molecular function: sterol transfer activity; sterol binding. Gene Ontology annotation, biological process: intracellular sterol transport. NCBI's taxonomy places the organism in Eukaryota, Metazoa, Chordata, Amphibia, Anura, Pelobatidae. Gene Ontology annotation, cellular component: plasma membrane; endoplasmic reticulum membrane; endoplasmic reticulum-plasma membrane contact site. The transcript is spliced from 18 exons. Bases 98 to 2134 code for a protein of 678 amino acids. The record is from RefSeq and is a predicted model, not a curated record.
CACGGCAAGUAAUUCCAACCGAAGCUCGCCUGCUAGUUCUCCUCUCCAACGUCGGCAUUCCCUUUCCCCCGCGCCACAGACCAGCGAAGGAGAAACCAUGGUGGAGAAAGAUCAUUCAUCAGACAAAUCUCCUUCGACCCCAGAACCCGGAAUCCAACGGAGCGGUUCUGGCCAGUCUGGACGUGGCGGGGGAAAAAAUUCAAAGAAAAGCCAGAGCUGGUAUAACGUACUGAGUCCAACGUACAAGCAAAGGAAUGAGGAUUUUCGGAAGAUCUUUAAGCACCUUCCGGAUACGGAGCGCCUGAUUGUAGAUUACUCCUGCGCACUUCAACGAGAUAUCUUACUUCAGGGUCGCCUUUACCUAUCCGAGAACUGGGUUUGCUUCUACAGUAACAUCUUCCGCUGGGAGACGGUGCUCACGGUCCGACUGAAAGACAUCUGCUCGAUGACCAAGGAGAAAACGGCCCGGCUCAUUCCGAACGCCAUCCAGCUCUGCACUGAAACGGAGAAGCACUUUUUCUCAUCUUUCGGAGCUCGUGAUAGAACAUACAUGAUGAUGUUCCGGCUUUGGCAGAAUGCUUUGCUUGAAAAGCCGUUGUGUCCCAAGGAGCUGUGGCACUUUGUCCAUCAAUGCUACGGCAGUGAGCUGGGACUCACGAGUGACGACGAGGAUUACGUGCAUCCGGAUGAUGACUUCAACACCAUGGGAUACUGCGAAGAAAUUCCAGUUGAGGAUGUGGAAGUCAACGGCACCGCGAGAAGCAGCAGCAGCGGCAGCGAGGUGAGACCCGACACCGAUGCCCUGCCGCAAGAUCCGGUGCCCUGCUGCAGCUCCAGUCCGCAGACUGUCCGGAGUAAGGUCCCCCCGUCCGUAUCCGUCGUCCAGCAGGUGAACGAAGGUAUGGCUGACGACGUAGAUAUGUCCUUAGACAGAGAGAUUGUGGUUGAGGAUGAGCAGCAAAUCGAACUCUCUCCUCCUGUUGCGUCUCCAUCUUUGGACUUAAGCGACAACCAGGACCUUCCCACAGAGCUCAGCGACUCUUCGGAGACCCACGAUGAAGGUGAAGUUCAUCCAUUCUAUGAGGACCUGAGCGGGCGCCAGUACGUCAACGAGGUGUUCUGCUUCAACGUGGACAAACUUUUCGACCUCUUGUUCAGCGAAUCGCCAUUCCUGAGGGAUUUCAUGGAGCAGAGGCGGUUUUCAGAUCUAAAAUAUCAGCCUUGGAAGAACGAGGUCGACGGCAAUAAGACGAGAACCAUCACGUACACCAUCCAGCUCAACAAUCCCCUGGCACCUAAAUUUGCCGCAGUCGAUGAGACCCAGACUAUGUACAAGGCGUGCCAGAAGGGCGAAUGCUACGUGGUUGAUGCCGUAAUCCUGACGCGUGACGUCCCGUACCACGACUAUUUCUAUUCUGUCAAUCGGUACAUGCUGACAAGAGUGGCCAAAAACAAGUCCCGACUCAGGAUCUCAACAGAGCUUCACUAUCGGAAGCACCCUUGGGGCCUUGUCAAGACCUUCAUUGAGAAGAACUUUUGGAGUAGCCUGGAUGAAUACUUCCAACACUUGGUCAACGAACUCACCAAAUUAAGUGAGCUAUCUCUCAAUGACAAGCCCAUCAAGGUCUCGGCCGCUCGCCGCAGGAAGCGUCCUCACGUGAGACAUGUCCACGAACCCGCGAGCCCGGUGACCACCCCGACCGAUGAGGAGAACCCCAAUAACACCAGACAUGUAGCAGGCUCCACUCAGACGCGACACGUCCCUGAGGAGAAGAACAUCGAGCUGCAGCGUUUCUCCACGCUCCUCAGGUUCAUCAGCUGCGCUGUGUUAUUGCUCGUGUUCGUGAAUACGUUUCUGUGCUACAGGCUUUGGAUGUUAGAACACAGCACCAAGUCCAUUACUGCCUGGCACCCUGAAAGCUGCAUGACCCAGACUCAAUCCGAAUGGGCGCAAAUAUUAGAAUCGCAGCAGAGAAGCCACAACACCAAGCUUCAGGAGUUCAGGGAAAUGAUACGGGGGUCUCUUAUUCUUCUAGAGCAGAUGAAAUAUUCUUUGUUGAGCCUACAAAAUGGAGUAACACCUCGAGACCUUUUCUCAGAAAAAGAACAGGAGAAAAGCAAAGACGGCUCCUAGGCUGGAUGCCAGAAGAAUAGAGUGUUUUGUAACUAUGUAAAUAGACCUGUACAUGGUCAUAGGUGUGUGUGUGUGUAUAUAUGUAUCAUACGAACUCAAAUUUAUUUUCAAUAAUUUUAAGAGAAUGCAUCUUUUGGGAGGGAUGUUCUGCGGAGAGACGCCAGAGACGUGUUCUUUAGAUGGCGCUGGAAUAUCACAUUUCCAUUCUGAAGAAAGAAACAUGCAGCUCCUCCUCUAGAUGAGGGAUCUUUCUCGAUCCAAGUGUAUAAAUCUGCCCCAUCGUUCUACCUCCGACGUCGGCAAACCUUGCUGAUGUCUGCCCUACGCUGCCCAUGCGCCA